AUGAGCUCUUCGAUCGAUUCUCCUCAACGUGUGCGACCUCCUCCGGGCCGCAUGCGUAUUCGAGAUCUUCUACCUAAUCUGAGACUCGGCCGCCAUUCUCCAGGCCCAUUGAACUCAUUGACCGAUGUUCCCGGCGUGCUAGUACAUACCCAGUCCAUUGUUCUGCCAAAAACCGCCCAUCACCACGAGGUCAACACCGGGGUUACAUGCAUUCUGCCGAGAAAAGGCUUUGUCGAUCAAGGCUGCUAUGCGAGCAUAUUUCGCUUCAAUGGAUGCGGAGAGAUGACUGGCAGUCACUGGAUAGAUGAAACGGGCCUUUUGAAUUCUCCAAUUGUUCUCACAAACAGCUACUCAGUUGGCGCCGCUUACUCCGGCAUCUACCAAUACUGCAGGUCUAAGCUCGCUGUCAAACAAGGGCCCGAAAAGGGUCUUUGCAAUGGAUUCAUCCUCCCUGUCGUGUCGGAAACAUUCGACGGCUACCUGUCUGAUAUCGGCGCGAUGGCAGUGACACCCGAGCAUGUUGUAAAAGGCAUCGAAUCUGCUUCUGCGAUGCAAGUCCCAGAGGGAAAUACGGGAGGUGGCACAGGUACAAUCUGCCAAGGGUUCAAGGGCGGAACCGGGUCGUCAAGUCGAGUAAUCGACGGAUUGAUAUCAGAAGGUGGCGAGGGAGAAAAGCCUGUCAAAUAUACAAUUGCCGCCCUAGUGCAGACCAACUUUGGCACGAGUCGUGACCUGAGAGUUGGGGGAGUUCCAGUUGGACAGCUGAUGAAGGAGGAAGUCAUAGCAGAUGCCACCUCCCGACGCGAAGACGAAGGAGUCAAGGAUGGCAGCAUUAUCGUGAUACUCGCCACAGACGCACCGCUUCAUCCUCUUCAGCUACAGCGGAUUGCCAAACGUGCUUCCGUUGGAUUCAGCCGUGUCGGCGGCUGGGGAAGCAACAGCUCCGGGGAUAUUUUCCUUGCAUUUUCGACCUCGCAUCACGUCCCGAGAGAUCCUGCGUUUAGCUGGAAGCCAACGGUUGGGCAAAGUGUUCAAGUCGUCCAGGAUGUUACAAGCAAUGCGCUUUUUGAAGCUGCUGCAGAUGUAACAGAGGAGGCCGUUUAUAACGCGCUUUGCUGUGCACAAGACAUGAGAGGUCCGGCAGGCAGAUUUGUCAAGGCUUUAGAUCUUCAGAAAUUGAAGAAAAUCGUCGAUGAGCAUUCAUAG
Trichoderma aggressivum f. europaeum is the source of this 1206-nucleotide messenger RNA. RefSeq lists its product as uncharacterized. The transcript has a single exon. Bases 1 to 1206 code for a protein of 401 amino acids. NCBI's taxonomy places the organism in Eukaryota, Fungi, Ascomycota, Sordariomycetes, Hypocreales, Hypocreaceae. The record is from RefSeq and is a predicted model, not a curated record. Gene Ontology annotation, molecular function: aminopeptidase activity.